AUGAUCCUAGAUUUUGAAGCAGACAAAGAAGUACCAAUUAUCCUAGGAAGACCGUUCUUAGCAACCAGAAGGACCCUUAUUGAUGUACAGAAGGUAUCUGACUUAGAGGAUCUAAUAGUGGAAAAGGAACUCACCUCUGUUGAGGAUCCACUGGAAAGAAUCUUGACAUUGGACCCUCCAAAUGAUGAAGAGGAGGAUGAGUACUUAGCUUUGCUCGAGGCUAAUCAAAGGGGAUUUAAUCUGCAAUCCUGUUUUGAAUCUUUAGAGUUAGAGAAGAGGGAGUAUGCCCAACAAAAAGCGUCAAUCGAGGAACAAUCUAAAUUAGAACUCAAGUGCGUGCCAAAGAAGGGAGGUAUUACAGUCGUAAAGAACGAGAAUAACGAGUUGAUACCAACUAGAACAAUUACGAGAUGGAGGAUUUUCAUUAAUUACCAGAAGCUGAACAAGGCAACUAGGAAAGAUCACUUUCCUUUGCCGUUCUUGGACCAGAUGCCUGGAUAG
Molecule: messenger RNA, 501 nt
Organism: Gossypium arboreum
Lineage: Eukaryota; Viridiplantae; Streptophyta; Magnoliopsida; Malvales; Malvaceae
Exons: 3
Coding region: 1-501 (166 amino acids)
Source: RefSeq, a predicted model, not a curated record